Messenger RNA from Westerdykella ornata, 5993 nucleotides. RefSeq lists its product as uncharacterized. The record is from RefSeq and is a predicted model, not a curated record. The transcript has 4 exons. Bases 118 to 5853 code for a protein of 1911 amino acids. Gene Ontology annotation, molecular function: guanyl-nucleotide exchange factor activity. Lineage: Eukaryota; Fungi; Ascomycota; Dothideomycetes; Pleosporales; Sporormiaceae.
UUGGACCUCAUCACCGACUCCCUCGCCAGCUUGUGCUGUACUCGCUCACUGACUUGGUUUCGCGCUGGCCAACCCGUUGCAUUUGGUUUCUGGGCCAUGGUGGCCUAGGGUGGAAGAAUGGUGCAUCGAGAUAACACCGCCAUGCAUAACUUCGCCUACCAUCCCAGCGUCGCAAGUUGGGUACAAUCCACCUCGAUUGCGACGCAACUCGACGACCCAGCAGAAGAUCCCUCCGACCCUUCGCCUGACGACUUCUACCGCUACCCUCCACCCGAUGUCCCAUCCAGACCUCUCGCUCACACCGACGGCAUGACGACCACUCGCCAAAGGCAAACCUCACAAGGCGCAGUCGGUGCGUCAAGGCCUCCUUUUCGAACCAGUCCACACCCUCCUCCUCGGACCCGCCCUCCACAAAUGCCUUCGAAUCCUCGAACAAUCCUCCCUCCCGAUCGGCCGAGUGUCAAGAGUCUGGCUCAAAAGUUUAGUCAAGCCCCGGAAAAGGAUGAGUCGCCUGUCGCAUCUCGUAGGCGGGCAUACGACGCCGCUGGGUCGACUCCACCGUCCCGUCGCCCUCUCUCGUCGCGAUCUGUUUCGGAUACGCAGGCCAUGGCUUCUUCGUCUUCCCCGCGCCCCGCGAGAGAGAUAUCGUAUGGUCCCCAUAAAUUCAACAACCUGAAGCCUCGCGAGAGACCACAACCCGCGCCUCCCUCCCCCGCCCGGCUGCAUAAGGGAGACGGGAACAGGAAGGAUGUAGAGAAGCAGACUUCUCCGGCGAGACUAACACCGUCCUCGAGUCCACGAAAACAUCACCGAACCGCAUCAUCAGGCAGGAGGCCGUUUUUUGGCGAGGUGGUGGGUGAACACGAUGCGGGCACACCGGGCUUUGGGAUACCAAUAGCUGACUCGCUGCCGGGCUCGGAAUUGAAAGACGAAGUUCCUGGCGAGAUUCCCUUGCCUCCCAAUGAAGCAGCGGAUCAUGCGACUAUGUCAACAGGCCAGGGAAGAUCUACAAGCGGGCCCCCUUCCGCAUCGACCAACCUAACCCUCUCAAGUACGCCGCCCGACUCGUCAAGUCCUCGAGAGAAGCGACGAUCACCACCGUCACGAAUACCCGUAGCUACUCGGCGCCUGAGUGUAGCUUCGGACUCUAGCUCCUCAGUGCGCUCGUCACCAGCCAGUUCAGCAAGGCCACCCGGUGGUUUUGCUAGGAACAACCAUUCACGCCGCCCUCUUGGCACAAAUGAAAUCCUCCCCGCAACUUCAAAUCACAAUGACCGUGAGCGUGGGAAGCAAGCUACCAGCACGUUGACAAAACCGGCAACAUCAUUCGGUAGCGCAGCGAAAGCUGCAUCGCCGCGCCUUCGUCACGCUCGUGAGCGUCAAUUCCCCACCCCAGGUUCGACAGGUGCACAUUCACAUGCUCCUGAGGGUCCUGAUGAGCUCCGCAGUCACACUGAUCCGCCAUGCAAUCCAGAAGAGCUGUCCGCGGAAGACACGUCGACAGAUCACGGCCUGACCAACGCAAUAGAUGGUGCUGAUGGAGUAGGUGUUGCUAGCCCCGCUGCAAGUAAUCAUCUUACUCUAGAGACUGCUACUCUCGGUGUGCCUCACUCCCAGGCAGCUCCUUACUCGACUACGGAUUUUCAGUAUGAGGAGUCUCCCGUUCUGGGUAUUCCGGGCAGUUUCAUGGUAACUCCACCCCUCGCGCACACUCAGUCGCCCAUAGAGCAAGGGCAGGGUUCACAGCAGUCACAAUCACAGUCACAAUCACAACGGUUGAGCGGAAAUGUGGGUGCAGAGCUUCUACAGCCUUUAGUGUUCCAGCCAGCGAGUGUGUUGGAUACGGUCAAGACUGUCCUCUCUGAGGCCACUGAGAACGACCCCUCGGAACUGGGGGUCCGGGAGUCCAUUCCAAUCAUGCUUGGUGCUGAAAACGGCCCUACCCAAGGGACCGGGUCGAACGAACGCCCAAAGGCCGCAACUCGUCUCAGCAUUGGCGACCGAAGAUGGCGCGCUGAACCGCUCGACGAUUCUGGGACAAUAUCGUACCUCGAGGAAGACCAUUCUCCUACGGAUCCCAAUCCCCUUCCAAAUCGCGAUACCCUACGGCCAGAAGAUUCAGCCAGCAAUGUCGCAUUCUAUAGCCAGGCCAGACAACCCGCUGAGAAGUGGGCUCCGCAGGCGGCAUCGGGCCAAGAAUCCAACGGAAUGACACUAGACAGCGAAGCCUAUAGUGUCAUCAACAAAGUAUUGAACACCUAUCACAGCUCGCCAAAAAUCACACCUCAAGUUGCCGAAGACGCUCGAAGAGAGGUCCAGCGCGUCUCGCCCGUUAUAGCACAACAUGAGGACUGGGGCUCCAAGGAAUCCACUGAGACAUACCUGGCCCGAGUUCUUAGUGAUGCCAAUGGCGUGCAGCAACGAUCAGCGGGAUAUACCAGCGCCACGACCGAGUCUAAUCAUAUCAUUAGACACAGUAAAGCAGUCGUGGGCUACAGCGAACUUGAGGACGACGCAGGCGACUCGCAUACCAGCGGAACCGCAAUCAUUUUCCCGUCGGAAUCGCGGCGAUACUCGCGCGGGUCCCAUGCAUCGACGGCCACAACGAUACACGACGAUAGAGGCCGGGUCGACACCUCUUCUGAGGACCGUGAAGCGGCUACGCCCGCGCUCCAACUUCUCCCCUCGACGACUUUUGUGCCGCCCCCUCCGGCCCAGGAUCAAUCCUUUGCGUCCGGCCCUGUCCAACAUUACCGAGACAGUUACGGGCGUCCAGAUCCCGCUUCGUACCAUUUUCUCCCUGAAAUUAAAUCCACGGGCGAGGGCCUGGGACUGGGCCUCGAGGCAAAUCAACAGAAGCAAAGGCGACUGCAGGAGGAAGAGAACCAGCAUCUAGGCCAGUCGUCCAAAUGGCCUGGUCACUCGUCGCUCCCUCAUUACCCUCCCACCCCUACGACAUUGCCUUCCUCCGCGUCUCAGCCCACACAAUCCUUCACAUCAGAUUCAAACAGAAGAGGCAACAUGCGUCUCCCUCCAGCUUCCGAAUACGUGGACGGAUCUCAUGACGAUUUCUCAUCGUACGCACUGACCUCCUCCGUGAGUGGCAGUGAGAGAAACCGCUUUGCUACUCGCGCCGAAAGAAUUCAGGUCGCGAAAGAAGCUCGCGCCAUGCACGAAGUUCAGACCGGACAGCAGACCCAGACCGCGCCGAAAGCACAGACAGAAGUUCGGCCAGGGUAUGGAGUUCACACUACACAAGAGGUCCAGACUGCACAUGCUCCGACAGAUGAUGUAUCCCUUCAUCCGACCUUGAACGACUCCUUGGAAAAGCUGGAUAGGGGAAAGAGUCAAGAAGAUUCCAGGGACAUUCAUGGUGACAAGUCGCACGAAGGAGGCCGCGCGUCUGAUCAGACCACCGAGAGUGUGCACCCGGCUGCCUUCCCGGGCGAGGACUCCGAUGCCAUUGCACGCCGAUUGCACCAUAGAUACCGUAUCAUUGAGGAGCUGUGUCGAACCGAGAAUGACUACAUGUCUGAUCUCAUGGUUGUCAGGCAUGUAUGGAUGGCCACGGCACAGGAAGUCUUUCCCGAUCCCCAUGACCAGGCUACGCUCUUUUGUAACGUAGUGGAGCUCUCUGAUUUCCACAACCAGUUCGUCAUCGACCUGAAGAACGCUUUUAGACAAAUAGCCCAUUGGAAGUUCGAUAAGGAAUCUGACGAGAACCUGGAGCAACAGUACCAGCAACCGAAGGAACCCGAGGUUCUCUUCAAAUAUUGCAACCUGGAUAAUGAUAACCAUACAAGUGUCGGCUAUGUGUUCAAGUACUGGCUCCCGAAAAUCGAGGCUCUCUACACAAAGUACCUGCUCAAUCAUGAUAAGGCGAACAAGAUGAUCGUGGCCCACCGCAAAGAGCCCGAUUUCGAUGCUUGGCAGAAGGAAUGUGUCAAAGGGUCCAAGGACAUCACCGAUGCCUGGGAUCUCGAUUCGCUUCUUGUCAAGCCAGUGCAGCGGCUGCUCAAGUACCCUCUGAUCCUGCAGUCUCUGAAGGACGACUCCCCGAAAACACAUGACGACUAUGCGGAUAUCGUUUUCUCGUUGGAAAGCUUGCUCGACAUCAACAAACGCAUCAAUGAACUCAAGAAGCGCCAGGAAACUCUGCGUCUUGCAACCAAGGAGGGCAAGAAGGAGAAGAAGAAGGGUUUCCGAGGUAUCGACAUUGUAAAGGCACUUAAGGGCAAUCAGAAAUCUCCCAAACCGGCUCCAGGAGACACGAUCUUCACCGAUCCAGUGUACGAGCAACACUUUCAGAAAUUUGGGGGCAAUUUCUUUCAGCUUCAAAUUGUGAAGCAGGACCUGGACAAGUACUCCGAGGAUCUGACCGCUGCCUUCCUCCACCUCAACAUUGUGACCAUGCAGCUGCUUGCACUUGCUGAAGACCAAAUGGGUACAAACCUGGAGACGAGGGCCUCUUGGCAAAGAACCGUUCAAGGUCUCCUGGAGCUCCGCCAGAAGCUCCUUGAAGAUCAUAAACAGGCCAUACAUUUGAAGAUCUACAGGCCGAUCAUGGAAGUUUGGGGCCUCUACAGUAAGCCGCAGGCGCACAUGGAAAAACGCAAGAAGCUUCUCGCGCAAUAUACCAAGUACAAGCAGGCUUUGGACCGCAAGGAGGAGGUGGACUCGAAGCUCAAGGAGGCUGCACAGCAGUUCGAAGCUCUCAACGAGACUCUCAAGGACGAGCUUCCGAAACUGUACAACCUCACAAGAUUGCUCAUGAUGAGAAUACUCGAGAGCUUUGUGAACUACCAGAAGCAGUUUUGGAAGAAUUGCCAGAAGAAGAUUUUGCCGCUUCUGGAGUACGAGCCGGAGCACACGUCGUCGUUUACCCAUGACCUGAGAGACUAUGUUGCUCGUUUCAAGUCGGAUUUCUCGGCCGUACAGAAUAUGGUCAGCAACUUGGAAAUCUGCAACGGCCGUUUGAUCUACGACAUGGCCAACUUCCAGUCGCCGCACACGUCUAUCUAUACCGUCACGGAUGAUGGUUCUUCUCGCAAGUCCACGUCCCGUCGUACGGAAUCAAUCAAUGCAGUCGCCGAAGAUGGUUCGUCUCGCAGGUCCACGUCACGUCGCACCGAGUCAAUCAAUAGUGACACGUCUCUGCUUGAUCAUCGACACCGUCGCAGCGGAACGACGCCGAGCCAGCGCAACGCGCACACUUUAGAAGCACCUCCGAGGUCCGCCCCUCAUGGUGGUAUCCAGUCCCAGCAAAAGUCAGCCGGCGACUACGCUUGGGAGAUCCCCGCCGUAGGCUCCAGCAGCCGCCUUCCCGCACAGAAUCCGAGCCCAAGAGCUCUACAGGAGCAGCGUACCCUUUCCCCCUCGUCCGAACGCAGCGACCUCACCGUGACCAGGACCGGCCGCUCUUCUCUCCAACCCUUCCCCAACCUUGGCAACCCUGAGGACGGAUGCCUCGAGGGCGCAAGCUCGCCUCGCCCCGUGGGCCAACUCGGCUCCUUCCCAAGCAGCUCCCGCGGCUCCGCCAUCUUCUCCUCGGCGCUCCCCAUGAGCGAUUCCCCGUCGGCCAACCGCUCCGUCGAGGAGCUGCAUCCCAGCACGCCGGCCGAUUUGGAGGAACCCGAGGUUCUGUUCCUGGCGGCAUCGCUGUUCGAGUUCAACAUCGCGCACGACAGGCGCGAGGGGGGAAUCCCCUACCUGGUAUAUGUGCCCGGCGAGAUUUUCGACGUCAUUGGCAUGAAGGGCGAGUUGUGGUUGGCGCGGAAUCAGGAUGAUCCGAGUAGGACGGUGGGGUGGAUUUGGGAGAAGCAUUUUGCGAGGAUUUUGCCUGAGGAGGUGUGAGGGUGGGAAUAGAGGUUUGUGGGUAGGGUGUAUCUUUUGUUCUCUGGAUUAGUAGGCGUUUUUGUGCGGGAGGGAAAGGGACGGGGAGAUGAAUGGUUGGGAGGGUCGGUUGGGUUAAUGAAUAGGCGUUUCUUGAUGGC